Molecule: messenger RNA, 7101 nt
Organism: Lytechinus pictus (painted urchin)
Lineage: Eukaryota; Metazoa; Echinodermata; Echinoidea; Temnopleuroida; Toxopneustidae
Product: rab11 family-interacting protein 4-like
Exons: 15
Coding region: 926-2461 (511 amino acids)
Biological process (GO): regulation of cytokinesis; endocytic recycling
Cellular component (GO): endocytic vesicle; cleavage furrow; midbody
Source: RefSeq, a predicted model, not a curated record
GUAAAAGGGGUGUUGCUAUUGUCUGAUGCCAUAAAAGGGAACAAGGUAUUAAAAUGCUGACUGUUUGAACGUGAUUCCCAUGGACUCCUAGCUCUCAUCUCUCUAAAAGCUGAGUGAAAAGCCGUGGCAUUAACAACAGUGUACUCAUGAUAAACGAAUGAGGACAAAUGCAUGGUUCGUCUGUGUUUUGAUUGCAUCAUGGUGUCUGGAAGAACAUGAGAGACUGACUACAUUGAGAACUUAAAUCACUUGAUCAGCAACCUGAUGAGCCGGGCCAUGCUGUGGUGAUAUCAAACUCUUACGGAUGUUGUGCCUCUGAACUGCACUUGACACUUGACAACCUGAUCUAAUCAGGAGGGAGACAGAGGCGGUCAACAGUUCUGAUUUUUCAUUCUGCCCGUUGGUUGAGGUGGGAGUGUGUAGGAUAUGGGAGGUGAUAUUUAUUUUGGACAUAUAAAGCCGUGAUUAAUCAACAGGCUGACUUUGCGCAGGAAGUUAUCUAGCCGUUAUGUCGUAGGCUUCGUACAGUGAUGCGCCAACUGCUAAGUGAUUAUAUUGACAAAUAGAAAUCGACGAGAGACUUGACAUUGUUUUUAUUUUCCUGGCUGUGGUAUUGAUUGCAACAGGAGUUUAUAUGCGGUUUCAUUUCCUUCCUGCGAUUGGAUUCCCCGUAAUUAAACCGUGACUCCCGGCUGAUCACCGCCGGCUCUUUAUCCCUUGGGAGGUGGAGUGGUUGUAAACAUUUCGUAGCCAGAGUCGGGUUCAUUUUCAUUUGGGAGGCUGGCUACAGGCACCUUUCAAAUAUCAACAGUCAAUACAUUUGGAUCAAUUGAAUUGCCCUUUCCUGAUAUAACUGUAGUCCAGUAACAUGAACUGAUUUUGCUGGUGGUAUAUGUAUAUGCUGUGUAUUGAGUGAAUAACCAGCAUGUCUCAGACUUCUGAGAGCACCUACAACGAGUACGAUGACAGUGCGAUUACAGACAUGAGCGAGGAGGGGACGUCGUCGCCGAGCCCCCUCAUCAACCUGGAGAUGGAUGAGGGCGUGGAAGCCUUGAUGACCAUGGACUUCAUUCCUAGUACCCAAAGUAACCCCGGUAUGGCCUUCUCCGUUCCCGUCAUCAACGGUUCCGAAGAAAACUUUGAGGACUUUGGCGAGAACGAUGCAGGCAUCGAGCUGGAAGUCCAGGAUGCCAGCAGCCUCUCGGAUUCGGCAGAGACAGCCAUCACCGACAGACAGACCCCGACGAAUUUACUAAAUGGCUUGUCUCCUUAUGAAAGUCGGAAGCCCUACAUGUCCAAGAAGGAUGUGUGGUCACACAUUCAUCAUAACUAUCAUCAUAAAUGUAUUAGAAAGCGUGCAAUAGUUAAACCCCCUCGCAACCAUCCAAGCCCUUCAAAAAGAGUUUCAUCCAGUGACGUUGCAAGUCAGUUGUAUCGAUCUUCGUCAUCGCACAAUAUACCUAAGGGAGCAAUAGAGGAGGUGUAUGGAGAGUACGCAGCUUCGGACAGUGAUGUUCUAGAACUCAAUGACAAGGUUCGAGAUUUAGCAUCGCAAAUCAGCCAUCUUGAAGUUGAUAAAAAUAUGAUCGAAGAUACGAAGGCACAGCUGAAAAAUGAGAAUCGACAACUUCAUAAACGAAUUGUUUACCUUGAGGACCAGCUUCGCGAGAUGGAGAGAAGACAAACGGAAUAUCUCGAGAAAGAAGAUAAGAGAUCUCAGGAGAAAUUGGCAAAGCAGCACAAGCAUUUACAUGAAGAAAUCGAAGCACUGCAAGCCAAAGUGUCAGUACUAGAAAAAGAAAAUGAAGAUUUCUCAGAAGAAGUGCCUAAACUUAAAAGUCAAAUUGAAACAUUAAAACAGGACCGGGAUAAACUUGAAAGGGAUCUUCAAGAAGUUGAUAAUAAUUGGUUAGCGCUGUCAUCUGAAUACCAAAGGAAACAGGACGAACAUAGAAUAGUGAAGGAGGAAUUGGAAGAAGAAAUUCAUUCCCAUGCAACAAUAAUGGAUGAGAUGGCUAAGGAAUUAGAGCAGUUACGGAGUGAGGGCCAGUCGGAAAUAGCCAGGCAUGCCAGUCUGAUGCGCAGCCCUAGUAUACAAGACCUUCCAAGUAGAUUCAGUGAGCUGCAGCUUGAGGUCCAUCAGUUGAGAAAGGAGAACAAGCAGUUGAAAGAUUCCAAUGAUGAGAUGAGUGCACAAAUCUUGAACAAUGGCAUCCAGAUUGGACGGAGUUUACUACACAGGGGAACGUCAAAGUCAGAAUCGUUUGCUGCUGAGCUUGAAAAGGCUUCUAAGGAUGAGAUUAUGAAUGCUUUGAAAGAAGAAGAGCAGAUGAAUCGUGACCUGAGGGGUUACAUCGGUCAGAUACUCACCAAGAUCAUUGAGAACCAUCCAAAUCUUCUCGAGAUCAAACCCCGGAGUCAGAGCGUGAGCUCGGUCAGCAGCUUCAGCUCCUACUCAUGACAUCAACCUUGAACUUUGAACUCUGAACUAUGAACUCUGAAGUGUGAACUUCAUGCAUCAUUUAGCAUCCUAUCAGGUUGGACUAUUUUUGCAUCAGAGAUGUGUGAACUGUGGGUUCGUUCUCGUGGACUGUAGGUGGCGCUUUCUCACUGCGUUCGCGAAUUUGUACUGAUGAUGACGAUGUACUUCGCUUCGAGCCCGGUACUUGUCUCCUGACCUUGACAUGACGGUGCCUCCAUUUUUGCCUCCAGAUAGACAUCGCUCUUAUGUGUACCUCCACUUGUACUGUGGAUUUAAAGUGAUGAACUGUCAUGCUCGGACCUGUAGAGGGCAGCAUUUCAUGAUAUCUUCAAGAAGGAGCACAAUGGUGUCGACACACACAUACUUCCAUUAAGAAGCUCAAAAUAAAUUGCGUACUAUAGUUGUGUUUGACAUUCAAGCAAAGAGUCCACAUAGUACUAAAUUUGCAUCAAUUCCUUGCCUGCACUCUUAGUACUAACUUUCGCUUGAGAAAAGAAGACUUGAUUUUAAGGUUGCUUGACUAGAAUUCAUGAGCAUCUUAUCAUUAUGUGCUUGCUCUGUCUCGACUGUAGAUUGCAUACAGCGUGAGACACAUUGAUUUGCACUUUGCUUAAACCACUGUUGUUCAAGACUUACAUGGAGUCUCUUACAUAAAGUGGUUUUCUGCAACUUCUGAAGCAUAAGCUAUGUGCAAUGAUUAUAAGUCAAGACGAUUCAUACAUUGAGAUAUUUUUAACAGCUUUAAGGUUGUUGAGUAACUUUCACAAAAUUUUACCAAUUGACUGUUGUAUGGUCAUCAUCAUUUUGAUGAGUGUCAGCCUUUUUUAAAAACAAAAUACAAUCUCUUUUUAUUAAAUAAGAAACACAAAUUUGUCUUCAGUUUGCAGUGCCAUACUCGCUACAAGGAAAUUCUGAUUAUUUGAUAGUACAUAUCAUUUUUUAUUACAAGUGUAUUGCUGUGCCGUUAAUCUUUCCUUUUAUAUUAAAGAUGCAAAUGUGUUGUUUGCAUUUUGAUUCUUUUUUUUUUGGUACUUGGAUAUUUGAUGAAGCAUUUAUGUACAUCAUCAUUUUCAAAAGAUUGAAUUCUACCACAUAGAUGAGAAGUUGAACAUAAACUUUAAUAUUUAUAUGAUGUUUCAUAUUUAUGGAGUCUGGACAGUACUUAGUACAGAAGAGGAUUGUAGAGGGUCAAACCUUUGCCAAGUCAUUCUUGCACAUUAUACCUCUCUCAACCCAGGUGUUUAAUGGCUACCGCUAAAUACAGUUUGAAUUAUUUUUACAUAUUUCAUAAUAAUUACCGUAAAGUAAGGAAAUCAAAACAAUACAAUCUUCACCCGCACACAUAUAUAUAGUGAUGUUGCAACAAUCAUGAUAAAUUACAAUAUUUAUUUUAGAGAUGAUUGGGAUGAUGAUUAAAAGGCAAAUGGUUACGAGAAUCUAUUUUGUUCUUUUCUUUUAAAUUGGUAGCUAUUUUCAAUCAUCCAGAGGAAGUAGAGAAUAAACAUCAAUUUGUGCAGAUUAAACAAAGGCUAUACCUCAGGAUACGCUUACAAAUAUCACCAGUGCUGUUUGUGUGUAUAACACCCAGAUUAUCAUUGCAGAGUCAAACUCAGUAAAAUAUGAAUUUUCCUUAUUUCUGCUCUGAAAUGAUGCAUCGUAAUAUGGGGAGGAGUGAGCCUAAUGCAUUGAAAUCGAAAUAUCAAGAGUGUAUUUCUCAUUUGAUAGUUGGAAAAGAAUUCAACAUCAUACUUCUUGGAGCAGUACUUAUUUGAGGAGAGAGAAAUAGCACUUGGAAUUACGAAUUAACCGGUCACGAAAGUCAACCGCGAAAUCCCCUUUCUUCUCUCAUUAGAGUGUCUUUGCAUAACUUCAUUAAUAUUUGUGGCUCGAUAUACUUAUGGUUUGAUAAUUGGAAGCCAAAGCCUUAGGAUUGUGGGACCACAUUUUUGUCCCUCUUUCACUUUUUUGUGCUUUUUGCUGAGCCAUGUUACAUUUCAGGAUUAUUUGGGGUUCAUUCUGUGGAUCAAUGUGGCAUUAAAAACAAACACAAAAAUUUCUUCCUUAAAUAUUUUAAUGGAAAAUAACAAGCAUUUUUUUGUUACUUAGUCAUCAAUUCUUUUUAAAGAUGACUACUAUAUUAAUUAUGAGUUUUAAACAGAUACACAUUUUACCUAGAAUUCCGUAUUUAUAUAGCAUAUGCUUUUUUUAGAAUAAAUUAGAAUUAAGAUUUGAGAAUGAUAUUGAUGAUGAAAUCAGUUGACUGAAUUGAAAUUUAUAAUUGCCUUGUCAGUAUGUGAUCUUGUAUUCAACUUGUACAUUUUGUAUAUAAAAUAGAGAGUUUUUUAUAUCAAUUUUUAAAGAGACAAUCCAUUUGAGAUUGUUUUACAUGCUGCUCUGAAAGUAGCCUGCUUUUAAAAAAUGUCUUAACAGAAAUCUUGUUUUUAUGAACUUGUGGAUUCAUGUGUAGUACACUCACAAAAUCUAAAUUUGAAAAAGGGGUCAAAGGAUUUUUAGUCUAGCUUCGAACAAAAAAAAAUUUCUUUGCACAAUUUCAUCUGUCAAUAUAUACUCUGUAAUAAUGCUUAUUUCAAUUAUGAAUUGGUGUAUAUUGUCAUGAAUGCAAAAUUUUCAAAUGUAAGGCUCUGCGUUAGUUGACCUUGUUAUAGCUCGUUCUGUUGCAUUUGUCUGUGUGAAGGCAAUAUACAACUGAACGCUAGCUGAAAACACAAAUUGUGAGCCAGCCUAUAGUAUAGGCAUUGACAUGGUAUACAGAGUAAAAGAGCACUAUAACUAUGGUGUACAUCAAUGUUUAGAAGAUUUAUCCCAAGAUCUAUUUUUAUAGACAAAUUUAUGGAAGUAUAUUUUAAAACAGCGUGCAAUUUGCUAUCUAGUAGGUCUAGUUUUCAUAUGAAUUUCUUAAUUGAUUAUGAUUUGAAUAUAGGCCGGUGCAUCUGAAGAUUAUAUUAUCUUACUAUUGCACAUAGGAUGUAGAUGAUGAUGAUUGAUUGUAAAUGGGUUAUUUUUUAAUAUUUCCCUAUCUUUCAAUAAAAAGAUUAGCAAUAAAAAAAAAAGAAAAUUGCAUUUAAGUGGCCACUUACUAUUGCAUUGUCAAAUGCUUUUAACAAGUCAUUUAUGUUAAGCCAGCACAAAACGAAAAUUUCUUAGAUAACUUAAAUAGAUUUACUGAAAUUAAUCAAUGCAUCUACUUAUUAAAGCAAAAAAAAAAGGAAUUUUCAGCACAAAAAUUCUAAUCCUAAUAUCAUAGGUUUCUGCGUUCAUGUACCUGUUCAUUAUUUCAUCAUUUCAUCGUGAACCCUUUGCGUCCCCUCUCUUUUAUUCCAUCUCUCUCUCCCAUUUUUAGCAUAAUAUUGUGGCAGACACUUGGCAAAUUUGUUGUGUCAAUUUUGAUUUGGUGUUUUAUUCAUUCUUUAUGAUACUUAAUUAAUUUCUACAUGACAAAGCCAUUAAAAAUUAUACAUUCCUCAUUUUUACUUAGUAUCAAUGCUUCACACACAAAGUAUAAGCCAUUGACCAUAAGUACUCUAUUAUGUAAAGUGUCUUGUGUCUUAAAGAGUCUUUUAAUCAAAGCAUUGGUGUGGUUCUUGAAUCUUGCCAGAGUCUUGGGUGUAAAUUUUUAUUCAUUUAUUUGAUUAUCUUGAAACAAUGUCUGCAGAAUUGUUAAAAUACAUUUUUUUUUGUCAUGAAACAUCAAAUAUAAAUUAUUAAAAGGAAGCACAUUCAGAUGGAAAACAGUGUGAAAAUUUUUAGAUUGAAUUUUAAUGCACCCCAAAUUAGAUAAAUUUUGGGGGUAAAAAUCCCCUUCAUUAAUACGAGUUAAUACAUGUUUAAUCUUACAAGUACAUGUAACUGUAAAUUGAAAAUUAAAUCAGGGCAAAUGGAGGCUUCUUCCAAUAUUGAGGAUUUUCCUUGUCAAGAAAUAGGGGUGAUCCUGCUAGAAGCUUGUCUCGCCUUCACUCUAGAUUAUUUGAUAAUUAUAUUAUGGUGAAAUUGUUGCUCAACACUUGUUCAUCAUUUUAAGAACAAGAUUGAAUCUUUGAAGGGGGUAUUAUAGGUUAUAUUGAAAUUAUAUCUAAGAGCCGUCUGUCUGUAUAUUUUCUGUUUUGAAAGUGCCACUUAAUUUCUGUCUCUCAGAAGUUAUGUUUGAAAAUUCUGGCUUUAAUGUUUUUUUUUUUCAUUAUGAUUUUAUCGUCAUGCUUUUAUUUUCAAUCUUAAAUUGCCAUUGCUUUAUCAAUUGUAAUUAUAAAUGCACUACUUAAAUGCUUUUAGCGCCUAUUUGCUUGAGAUUUUUUUGUUUUAUCUUGCCAGUAUUGAGUGCAGUGGGUUUUAGAUUUUCGCAAUUGGUGCCUUGUAUACAGACAUUUUAAAGAAAGUACUUUCUUUAUGGCCGUAAUAUUUAAUUGCUUUGUAAAUAAUGGAGAAUUUUUGGUUUCUUCAAAAGAGUACUAUCAAAGCAGAGGAUAUUGUUGUUUGUAGGGUAGUGCCUUUUCCCUUGAAAUUGUGAAUAUUUGAAAGACAAUGUAAGAUUUAUGGCAAAACAUACUUUGUAAAUUAUUUCAUGUGAGAGAGAUCAUUAAAGACAUGAUUUCAGCACAAGUGAA